This is a messenger RNA of Actinia tenebrosa (Australian red waratah sea anemone), 1872 nucleotides long. RefSeq names its product V-type proton ATPase subunit d 1. Gene Ontology annotation, cellular component: proton-transporting V-type ATPase, V0 domain. Gene Ontology annotation, biological process: proton transmembrane transport. Lineage: Eukaryota; Metazoa; Cnidaria; Anthozoa; Actiniaria; Actiniidae. Gene Ontology annotation, molecular function: proton-transporting ATPase activity, rotational mechanism. The record is from RefSeq and is a predicted model, not a curated record.
UCUAGCCUUGAUCAGCCAUCUUGAAUAUCACAGAUCAACAAGGCGACAAGAUGGCCGUAGAAACUAAAAUGCUGUCCUUUGACGAGAUGUUUUUUAACGUAGAUACAGGAUAUCUAGAAGGUCUGGUUCGUGGUUUCAGGUCUGGGGUGCUAACACAGAGCGACUACUUAAAUUUGACUCAAUGCGAAACCCUUGAAGAUUUAAAGCUUCAUCUACAAAGUACAGACUAUGGGAAUUUCCUUCAGAAUGAAGCAAGUCCACUAACAGUAUCAGUGAUUGAUGAUAAACUAAGAGAAAGGAUGGUUGAAGAGUUCAAACACCUCAGGAAUCAAGCCCUUGAACCUCUUGCCACCAUUAUGGAUUUUAUAACGUACAGCUAUAUGAUAGACAACAUCAUACUCCUCAUUACUGGGACUCUUCAUCAGCGUCCCAUCCAAGAACUGAUCCCCAAGUGCCAUCCUCUAGGAAGCUUUGAAGAGAUGGCUUCCAUCGGUAUUGCAUCCACACCUGCCGAUCUUUACAAUGCUAUCAUGAUUGAUACUCCUCUAGCACCAUUCUUUGUUGAAUGUAUAUCAGAACAAGAUCUUGAUGAGAUGAACAUCGAAAUCAUCAGGAAUACUCUAUAUAAGGCAUACCUGGAGAAUUUCUACAAGUUCUGUGAUGGCCUGGGAGGAACCACCGCAGAUGUCAUGUGUCCUAUACUAAAAUUUGAAGCAGAUAGAAGAGCAUUCAUAAUAACCAUCAACUCCUUUGGAACAGAGUUGAGUAAAGAUGAAAGACAGAAGUUGUUCCCACAGUGUGGUAAGCUCUAUCCUGAUGGCCUAGCAAAACUGUCUAUAGCCGAUGAGUAUGACCAAGUGCGAGCUGUAGCAGAUUAUUACUCAGAUUAUAAGAUGCUCUUUGAAGGAUCAGGCACAGGUCCUGGAGAAAAGACUUUAGAAGACAAAUUCUUUGAACAUGAGGUUAAACUCAAUGCACUGGCAUUCCAGCAGCAGUUCCAUUAUGGAGUCUUUUACGCUUACUUUAAACUCRAAGAACAAGAGGGAAGAAACAUUGUGUGGAUUGCAGAAUGCAUUGCCCAGAGAAACAAAUCAAAAAUUGAAAAUUAUAUUCCAAUAUUUUAGACAAAAUUAAUAAUUAACACAAACCAUAUGAGAAUAGGUAACAUUCUGUCAAGUCUUGGUUAUAUUCAAUGACCAUACACAAUUCUACAAUACAUACAAAGUUGUUGAUGGGAAACAAUUGAUAAUGAUUGUGCAUCCUCCUAUACUGUGUGUCUACAACUAGACUAAAGAUAAGCCCUGGGCAGGGGAAGUUUUGUGCUGACUUAAUUGACCUGGAUUCUGAUUUGCCUUUAGUUUUACUGAUAUUUAAUUUAGGUUUUAUGCUAGAAUAUGUAGGUUUGCCCUCGCACAAUUCAAGUCUCAUUCUAGGUUUGUAUAAUGGCUAGUAAGCAAGUCCAUGUUUAGGAAAACAUGGUAAAAUCACUUGCCCUGCUAAAAGGGCUUUCUACAGUUUCCUUUAAUUACCAGUAUCUAUAAUUAAAUAAGAUAAUAAGUACAAAAUUUUAAAACAAAAAAGAAUAGUCAAAAUGUAAAUACAACAUUAUUAUUGGAAUGUCCUUUCUAGCUGAGUUAAAGGAAGAUUGUUAUGAAGUCAUCCUGUUGGGGUAAAUAGGACUAAGUUAAGGGAAAGAUGAGAGAGUGUCUGCUGCCUAUUUUGUCCCUAAAUAUUUAGACCCAAAAUACUCCCUACAAAUCUAUUACCACUCCUUGUACUAAUUCAGAAAGGCAUGAAAUUCCAAAUUUGAAUGGAAUUGGGGUUACCAUUACAUUGAAGAAAUAAAUAAAUCAAAUCCGUCUAAGCUGAAAA